This is a messenger RNA of Paramecium tetraurelia, 891 nucleotides long. RefSeq lists its product as uncharacterized. The transcript is spliced from 2 exons. NCBI's taxonomy places the organism in Eukaryota, Ciliophora, Oligohymenophorea, Peniculida, Parameciidae. The record is from RefSeq and is a predicted model, not a curated record.
AUGAAAAGGAAUAUCGAUAAAAAGAUGAAGAAUUUAAAUGAUUUAAAUCCCCCUUGGCAAAUGCCAUCAUUGAUCGACAUACUUACUCAACAUGAAUUGUUUAAGUCAUUAUCACAAUCAAAUAUACUGAAAUUGUUGGAGGGUUCACGAGAAGAUUCAUUUGGCAGAGAUCAGUUGAUUUUCAAGGAAGGAGAUAGAGCCAAUGAAAUCUGUAUCAUAACUAGAGGGGCUGGCAAUGAGUUUAGUGAUAGAUCAAAAAUAAGAGAGAGAAGAACAUUGAAUGAAGUUACACCCAUUUACAUGUUGGUGGCUCCUUCCAUUAGAUAUUAAACAUCAUUGGUGGCUGAUUGCGUCAUCAAUGCCACUUUCAUCAAGAUUCAGCAUAUGCAAACCAUUAUGAAAUAAAUUCCAGAAUUUGAAGAAGCUAUUUGGAGAAUUUCUAUACCCCUUCUGUGCAGAAUAUAUAGUGAUCACUUAAAGCCAUUGUGCAAUUUAAAAAUCAAUUAGAUAACAGAAGUAGUAUCAAAAUCAGUGUUUCAGAAGAUAAAGAAAAAUCAGUUAAUCAGAUUUGAAUAGGGUGGGAUAUUAUUGAAAGGUACAUUAUGCGAGGGCAAGGAAAGUAUUUUGGAGGCUUCUUCAGAAGAUGAGGACGCUUUAAAGAUUUAAGAGGAGGAGAAGGACUCUACUUAAAGAGAUGCUCUAUGUUUGAUCAGUCCUACAUCUUCACCAUUGAGGGCGAGGACUGGAAUAAUAGUUUUAUUAUUCAAGCAAUAUUAACUGCUUGAAUAGUAUAAUUAAUUAAAUCAAAAUAUUAAUGAAGGGGGUAAAUUUUCGAAUAGGAGAUCAAGCAAGUCAGAUUUAUAGAAAAGAUCUUUGACAGUCAUACAUUGA